This is a messenger RNA of Truncatella angustata, 2151 nucleotides long. RefSeq lists its product as uncharacterized. The annotation marks the transcript as partial. Lineage: Eukaryota; Fungi; Ascomycota; Sordariomycetes; Amphisphaeriales; Sporocadaceae. The transcript has 2 exons. The record is from RefSeq and is a predicted model, not a curated record.
UCACCGUUGUCACCCACGCCUAGCGCGAUGCUAAACAUCGCGACCCCCGUUGCCUCCCGUCGCUUCGAGGCUGAAGACAUCGACGUCGACAGCGACAGCGACAACGACCUCGACGCCGACCAAAGCUCCCCCUUCCUGUCCGACGUUCACAACAUGGACUUCAGAAGCUCCGUGAAAGAGAACGUCUCCCCAUCCAAGAUCCGACACUCUAGAAUACUGUCCGGAAAUGAGAUUGCCCCGCUGAAGAUACUAAGCCCAAGAAACGACAACAGCGAGAACCUCUCGCGGUCCUCCUCGAGACAAGAUGCCCCUCCUACCAGCCCGCGAAAGACCCGCUCGCCGGAACGACGCUUUCCUAUCAAGCCUGUGACCGCCGCGUCACCCGAGAAGCCCCGGCCAGCAUCGCCCGAGAAGGAAAAAGAGCCGGUCAAGGAGGUCGUCACAGAACAGGACAUGACCUUCGAGCAGGCUCUGUUGGCAAACGAAGGCUUGAAGAAAGCCAUUCAGAUCUUCGAGGACGAAUCUACAAUGCUAGAGAACGACCAUGAUGCCGACGCUUCGGCCAUGACAGUCGAGCACCAGGGAGUGGGCGACGAGACAGCCGGUCCUGAUACAUCCAUGGUCAGCACAUUUAGCACCUUCUCCGCCGUUCCCAACAUGACCAUGUUCGCCAAGAUUGGUCACAGUCCCACCAGGUUUGCCAACAUGGGAAUGACCCCCGCUUCCGCUCGUGCCCGCCUCGACCCGUCCCCUGGCCGUACCCCCAGAGGUCCUCCCGCGCAAGAUGGUGGUAACACGUUGACCAACCUCAUGGAUUUUUCCGAUCAGUAUUCAACCAAUAGAUAUGGACCGACUUCGGCUUCCAAAAGAGCCCGCCUCUCGCCCGCCAAAACGUCAGGCCAUAUGCCCAACGCGACCCCACUGCGUCGUCAGUCAAACCUACUCGACCUUGAUGUCGGGCCUCUACCCACACCUCGCAGUGUCCCUACUGUGACGGCACGUGAAGUCGAGACUCUAAAGUCUCAGUUCCUUUCCGAGAUCAGCAGUCUGAAGGCAUCGCUACUAGGCAAGGAGGCUGAAGUAAACUCCUUGAAGACAGCCGUGACAGAUGCUGAAAAGCGUGUUGGUGAGACAUCGGAGCACCUCCGCGAACUUCAAUGCGUCAAGGAAGCUUUGGUGGAAGAGAAGGAGGCAUGGGACAAGCGCUCUCAAGAGAUGGAAACUGUUCUUCGUAGAGUCAAGGCAGAGAUCCACCAUGGCCAGCGCGAACGUCAAGAGCUUGAAUCCAAGCUCGAAGAGAGCGAAAAGCGUCGAGAAGCCGCUGAGAUUAUGGCACAAGAAGCUCUUUCCAAGGUGGCCGGCAUGCGGGCCGGCAGGUCUGGCUCGGAUGCUGACACGGAGAACAGGUCGCCGGAGAAGGAGGCCAGAAGCCCUGGGUCACGCGAGGUCGAGAUCGCCGUCGAGAGGGUUGCGCGUGAACUGCAUGCUCUGUAUAAGACUAAGCAUGAGAACAAGGUCACAGCGCUGAAGAAGAGUUACGAGAACCGCUGGGAGAAGAAGGUUCGGGGACUGGAGGCCAAGAUUGAGGAGCUUGUUGACGAGAACGACAAGCACAGGAUUGGUCGCGACGCUACAAUGACCAAGCUCGAUCCCGCUCAAACUGCCGAGAAUCAAGAGCUCAAGACACGAGCCAUGAAGGACUCAGCCCACAUAACCGAGUUGAAUGCCGAGGUUCAGAAGCUUGGAGCUAUUGUCGAGAGCGUCAAGCAGGACAACAAGGAAUUGAUCGUAAUGCUCGAGAAAGAGCGUGUCGAAAAGGGCGAGCUCGUUUCGCUUGCAGAGGAGAUGAUGGCAAUGCAGCACAGUUUCGUCCAACAACCGGAUGAAACUCCUGCUCGGCCUACUGCCACACCUAGAGCUCCCACGCCUUCCAAGAGCUUCAGAAGCAGCAUCUCUAGACCAGCCGCUUCAGGACUUCGUGCUCCUGGCUCUCUAAAGAAGUCGAGCACCGAAAGCCGAAUUGGCGGCAUGUCUCACGAGCGCACAAAGAGCGGCGGACCUCAAGGGGGUCUCCCUAGACCUGGCAUGAUGGGCGCGAGAAGUGGCAUCAUGUCGUCGAUUGAGAAGAUGGGCAAUUUUAGGGGACGAGGG